AUGGGCGGCCUCAUUCCUCAGAACUUCUUUUCGUAUUCAAAUGUGAAGGGUAAACAAUCUGACGAAAUGCUCUGUGCCAUAUGUUUGGAAGAUUUUCGUGCUGAAGAUGCCAUUGCUGAACUAGGCUGCAGUCACGUCUUCCACGAGGCUUGCUUCCGAAAGUACUAUAUCCUCAUCGUCCCUCCCCCAUCCUUUUCAGGUGGAUGCGCUAUGGUCCUUCCCCCCGCAGCUGUCCGUCGUGUCGUCGUGAUGUAA
Messenger RNA from Perkinsus marinus ATCC 50983, 255 nucleotides. RefSeq lists its product as hypothetical. The transcript has 2 exons. The record is from RefSeq and is a predicted model, not a curated record. The coding region runs from base 1 to 255 and encodes 84 amino acids. NCBI's taxonomy places the organism in Eukaryota, Perkinsozoa, Perkinsida, Perkinsidae.